Messenger RNA from Microplitis mediator, 3461 nucleotides. RefSeq names its product patj homolog. Bases 346 to 3435 code for a protein of 1029 amino acids. The transcript is spliced from 15 exons. The record is from RefSeq and is a predicted model, not a curated record. Gene Ontology annotation, molecular function: protein binding. NCBI's taxonomy places the organism in Eukaryota, Metazoa, Arthropoda, Insecta, Hymenoptera, Braconidae.
UGGGUCAACAUAAAUCACUAACACUAACUAAGUGACUAACAACUAACACUAAUUACUAUCCAAAUCCAAAUGUUAAGUGUCCUACCCCAAGUAUUGAGUAAGAUUGUAUUUGUGUCGUAUCGAAUAGUUGUUUAAAUUGUUAUACUCGUGGUUUAUAACUAUUGUUAUGCUUGCUGUUUAAGGUUCCAGUUCACAGAAAGUAUUAUACUAAAACUCAGUCAAAAAAUCAUAAUCUUAUGUAAUUACUAAGGUUUGAUAUUUUUUAUGAUCGAUAAGACAGGACAAGACUAUUCGUACCCAGGCGUGUACGCACCGUGUAAAUAAAAUUUAGAUAAUAUAUCAUAAAUGCAGGAUAUUUCAACAGCACUUCAUGUUUUGAGGCAUAUCAGUGAUCAAGUUAAAAAUUUAAACAGUGUUCUAUUGCAUAAAAAUAUUAUCAGUGACAUUGAAUUACUGAUUUCACUGAUUGAAGAUCCAGUAUUCCAUGAUAUUGUUGUGAUUUUUGAUUCGUUAAACGAUUUGAACAGUCAAUUCCAACAGCAUCCAUCAAUCUUACCUGCUGACUUUAUCAUCAAUUCAAAUGGUCAGUUAGAAGUAUCGAUUUCUAAUUUAACAAAAACACCUGUCAAUGACAUUAGAUGUCAAGAAAUCUACCAAGAAAACAGUGAAGUAGAUGAUCAACGGGUUCCAGUAGUUCCUCCAGGCGAUAUUGAUGGAGUGAUUACUAUUGAGUUUCAUCAACCUGAAGAAAGUAGCCUUGAUACUAAAGUCGUUGGACCGGCUUACAAUGGAAAUAAAGAUUUUCUCGUUUUUCUUCAAGAAACUCAACCUAGUGAAAUAUCAGCAUGUAAGGAGCAGAUGAGAGAAGCUGAUCGGAUUUUACCAGAUGAUGUUCAACUAUUGGAUUCAAAUAUUUUUCAUAAUCAAGCAAUAUCAGCUCAACCGAAAGUAAGAGGCAAUACAGAAUCGAAUAUCGAUUGUUAUACUCCAGAUGUUGAAUGUUCUAUCCGUGUGGAUGAAAUAUCUGAAGCUUCUACUGCUGUAAUUGGCGAUAAUGAAUUAUUAUUAUGCCGUGAACAUCUUGAAAGCAGUGGAAUAUCUGAAAAUGACUGGUCGUAUUCAUCUUCAGUGAAUUUAAAUGCGAGCAAAAAAACUGCACCACCAUUAGAUGUAAUCGACAAGAGUCCAUCAGUUUUUGUUGAACCUUCAAAAGCCGUCUCGGAUAUGGUAUUAAAUACCGAGUGGGCACAGGUUGAAGUUGUGAAUCUGGUGAACGAUGGCACUGGUCUUGGGUUCGGUAUCAUUGGAGGAAAAAGUACCGGAGUUGUUGUCAAAACAAUUCUUCCAGGAGGUGUGGCUGAUCGCGACAAUCGACUACAAAGUGGCGAUCACAUUCUGCAGAUAGGAGAUGUCAACUUACGGGGAAUGGGAAGUGAGCAGGUGGCUGCAGUAUUACGGCAAUCAGGGACACACGUGAGGCUUGUCGUUGCCCGGCCAAUUGAACCUACAUCUCCAGAUUAUCAGGCAUUGGAAAGUCAUGCUCCAAUCGUCCCAACGAAAGUACUUGGAGAUCCUGAAGAGUUGAAUCGCCAUUUACUCCGUAACGUCCCAGAAACGUAUAAUAUUCACUGCAUUCAAAAACAAUUAGGAAGUGGCAACAAGCAUAUCAUCGAGCAAGAAUCAGAUUUUGAAUCUCAUGCCAGACCAGGACUUAUUAUGGAAGUUGUUCGGAAUCCGUUGCCUAUCGAAGCUAUUCCUUUUAUUUCAUCAGCAACAUUAGAGGAACCUACAGGCCACCUACAAGCUUGUGAAAGUAUAAUUGAAAAAAAUUCACUUCCCGAAACGGAGCGCUUCAACGUCGAGUUAAAAAAAGACAUCUGUGGACUCGGAAUAACGAUUGCUGGUUAUGUGUGUGAAAAAGAGGAAUUAUCAGGUAUAUUUGUCAAGAGCAUAAGCAAAGGAAGUGCCGCGGAAUUAAGCAAUAAAAUUCAAAUCAACGACCGCAUAGUAAAAGUUAAUAACUAUUCGCUACAAGGAUACUCUAAUCAUGAGGCUGUCGAAGUUUUGAGAAAUACAGGGAACACAGUUCAUUUGUGCAUCGAAAGAUAUCUCAGAGGGCCUAAAUAUGAACAGCUGCAACAAGCCAUAGCUGCUAGUGAAAUCAAACUACCUCAAAUUUAUUCUCCAUCUAUAACAAGUUUACCGAGUUUCUCUUUUAGCACGGAUGGUGAUACUCUAACUGAAGUCGAAACGGAAGUCAAUUUAUUAAAUAAGAUCAAUAAUUCGAGGCAUCAUAGUAUUAAAGAUCAAUUAUUAACUCUUGACGACAAGGAAUUAUUUGCAGAGCCUUUGUCAAGUGAUCAAUCUAGUGAUCUAACAUCACAAAAAGAAGAUGCCAUAAAAACUAAAUGGAAUAGAAUCGUUGGAUCAGAUGUGGAAAUUAUCGUAGCACAAAUAACAAAGUUUGCAGAAGGUAGUGGUCUUGGAAUAAGUUUAGAAGGUACAGUUGACGUCGAGAAUGGGGAAGAAGUACGGCCACACCAUUACAUUAGGUCAAUACUUCCAGAAGGUCCUGUAGGUGACAGUGGAAUCCUUCGACCUGGAGAUGAACUUUUAGAGGUUAAUGGACACCAUUUAUUCGGAACCAAUCAUACAGAAGUUGUAUCAAUUUUGAAAGAAUUGCCUUUACAUGUAAAGAUGGUUUGUGGGCGAAAAGGAUCAGCGCAAACACCGUUAUGUCCCAUUAACGUAGCUCAAGAUCAAGUAGCUUUUCAAACAAGGAGUAUUCUUGCUAGUUCACGACAGCGACUUGUACCAUUGUCUGAUCGUCUUAUCAAAGCUAAAUCAGAAGGGUCAUUGACAAGUAUUACUUCUAUAGUUGACUACAGUGUAACUAAAAUAAAAUCCCGUUCAUUGGAAUUUUUAACCGGAUUGGCAACGUGGAAUACGCAACCUCAAAUUGUUGAACUCAUCAAAGGAGAAAAAGGCUUAGGGUUUUCAGUUUUAGACUAUCAGGAUCCAAGGAAUCAAGAUGAAACUGUUAUUAUAGUACGCUCAUUAGUACCUGGAGGUGUAGCGCAAACAAAUGGACAACUGAUACCUGGGGAUCGUAUAUUAUUUGUAAAUAACGUACUUUUAAUGAAUGCAACAUUAGACAAAGCAGUGAAAGUGUUAAAAGAAGCACCGAAAGGAAAAGUUCAGCUAGGCAUCGCAAAACCAUCACGCAUACCAGAUUGUUACUUUUAUAUCAGCAGUUCGGGAACUUACACGACUGAUAUCGAACACAAAAAAUUUUGUAGUGUCCUUAACAAAAAACUGAAAAAAUACUAUUACAUAAAUAAUAAUCAAACAAAUCCUUCUCAAUCAUUAAUCCAUGUCACAGUAUUCGAUAAUGUAAAUGAUUUUCAAAACCUUGUUGAUUCAAAUACAAUAUAAGAUUACUAUAAACAGAAUAAAACAUA